AUUUUAGACGUUCUCUGGCGAAGGAAACGAUGAAUAAAAUACGAAAGAAAUUUGUGUGAAAUAAAUAGUAAGUGCUGACCCAAAGCAAUAAGAAAAGUUAGAAUCAGACGGAAAACCUUUCUAAUGAAAGUCAAGUCGUGUGCAUUAUUUGCGUAUAAAACAGUGUGCAAAAAAAUUCCAUAGAAAAAAACCCGCGGCACAGGCUUGUAGUCAGGUGUUGUAGCCAUUCUGUUGUGCGCGGAAGUGGUACAAGCGAAGUGAAAUUGGAGCAUCACUUUUUGUUUAAAAUUAAUUCGCAAAUUUUCAGUGUGAUAACUUCAUAAUAGAAUUAUUGAAAUUUCCGAAACUACAGAUAUUGCAGUGCAUAUUUUUAAAAUAUACAGCUUGCAUUCGAAGACACAAAAAACUGGCUUACAAGAGGGUCCAUUCCUAAUUCAAAAAAAAUAUAUACCAAUCAAAGAUAUUAUCGGAAAUCAGUACGGAUUCAAUUUAUCGGAGAAAAUCGAGUUAUAUAACUGGAUUGGUAACUAUAAUGGUGGAUAAAGACGAAGAGAAGAAUAUUGUAACAAACAAUAUAACCCAGAACCAGGAUCAGAAUAAGAUUUCGUAUAAGGCUCAUAAUUCAUCAUCAUCCUCUUUUCAAAACUCCACAAAUGUAGCUACAAAUUCUGGAGCAACAUGCAGUCAGAGCACAGCGAAUACAUCUCACUUGGUAGGCAGUCAUAACCAUCCAAAAUUGAUACCCAUUCAGAGUGUACUAAACACCACCGACUCACACCAUCAGAAUCCUACCCCAUCGAGUCAUCAAACUAAAUGCCAUGAUAAUACGACAUCAGCAUCGUUCCCACAAUUUCUUACCAGUGGUGGUAAUGCCCACGCUCAAGUGGCCACUGAGUUGCCACAAGAAGACGAGGAAAGGUUGGAGAAGCUGUUCAAGCGCCUUGAUCGAGAUGGAAACGGGCGAAUAGAUAUUCAUGAUCUUUCUGAAGCAUUGCGCGAGUUUGGCCUUUCAAGUGUCUACGCUGAGAAAUUUCUGGAGCAAUCAGAUAUAAAUCAAAGUGGCGAUGUCGGGCUUGCAGAAUUUGUUUUCUAUGUGCGGGAACACGAAAAGAAUUUACGGCUUCAGUUUUCGCAUUUGGAUAAAAAUAAAGAUGGUACCGUGGACUUAGAAGAACUAAUAGACGCUUUCAAGGAUUUGGGAAUAGAAGUUGACCCGGAAGAGGCAACGAAUCUACUGUCACGAAUGGAUCAAGACGGCAGUUUAAAUAUUAGCUUUAAUGAAUGGCGUGAUUUCUUAUUGCUGGCACCAUCCACUGACAUUCACGAUUUGAUAAAAUUCUGGCGGCAUUCUACUUACCUUGACAUUGGUGAAGAUUUAAAUGUACCUGACGAUUUCACGCAAAGUGAAAUGCAAACCGGCAUGUGGUGGCGUCACUUGGCUGCCGGGGGUGUUGCGGGUGCAGUGUCGCGCACAUGCACAGCUCCAUUAGAUAGAAUAAAAGUGUUCUUGCAGGUUCAAACACAUAAAACCGGAAUCUCUGAUAGUUUAAAGUACAUGCUGCAUGAAGGAGGCACCCGCAGUAUGUGGCGUGGCAAUGGCAUUAACGUUUUAAAAAUUGCCCCCGAGAGUGCGAUUAAGUUUGCAGCCUAUGAGAAAAUUAAGCGCCUAAUCCGGGGCGACGAAAAGCGCCAGAUGACGAUCGGGGAACGCUUCAUGGCGGGUGCAGCGGCGGGUGGUAUUUCACAAACUGCCAUAUAUCCAAUGGAAGUAUUAAAAACCCGUCUAGCAUUGCGUAAAACCGGCCAGUAUACCGGUAUUGUGGACGCUGCGAAGAAAAUCUAUUUACAAGAGGGUGUACGAAGCUUUUAUCGUGGUUACAUUCCGAAUAUGUUGGGCAUUAUUCCUUAUGCAGGCAUUGAUCUGGCAGUAUACGAAACUUUGAAAAAAAAGUAUUUGAGCAGCCACAAUACGGAACAACCAAGCUUUCUGGUGCUGUUGGCUUGCGGCAGUGCAUCCAGCACGUUGGGACAAGUGUGCUCCUACCCAUUGGCGCUAGUACGAACACGACUUCAAGCUCAAGUUGUCACGAAAAAUAUGCAACCAGCUCUGGGAAUACCACUAAAGCAAAGGAGUUCAAUCAACGAUGACAACAUGUUCGGUGUGUUUCGUAAGAUUAUACACAAUGAAGGCGUAUUUGGCUUGUACCGCGGCAUUACACCAAAUUUUAUAAAAGUGCUACCCGCAGUGUCCAUAAGCUAUGUGGUGUACGAAUAUUCAAGCCGUGCUUUAGGUGUGAAUAUGACGUGAUCCCUCUACCUUAAGAUCAGUGUAAAGAUUUUAGUGGUAUUAUAUAUCGCCGGCUCAGAAGCCUUUGUGAAUGCUCUAGCACUCUAUUGUACUGUUGUAUUUUUACUCCCAGUCUCUGCCUAUAAUUAAAUGCUACAUUUGUAUAUUUCAUUUUUUCUGAUAGUAAUAUUGUAGUGAUAAUUUAGCAAAGAUGCUCCGCGUGAUACUAAUUGCUAAUUAAUAAACAAAUUGCGAAAAGAAAAAAUGAGGGAAAAAAUGAAACAAUGAAAAAAGAAUGAGAGUCGUUGACUUAAAUAUAAUAUAUAAUUUAGUUUAUAUAAACCUAAUGUAAUAUAAUAAUAGAUCAUAGAUUAUAUACAUAUGUAAUGCUAAAUAUUUAUUUCUAUCCUAUUUUUUACAAAAACGAAUAUAUGCAAACAGAACACAAUGAACAGAUGUAUGUACAUUCUAGAUUUUAAUUUAUUAUUUAUUUAAAUUAAAAUUGGCGCAUAUAAGUGAAAAUGUUUAGGUAUAUUUGUACGCAGUAUGUAUGUUAUUAUGUAAUCCUUUUUAAAUAAAGAACACCAAAAGAGAAUGCAGUUCUUUUUCGUAAGGUAUUUUAUGAUUGGCAAAAAUAACUAACAAAGCAACAUUUUCAGACGAUUGAUCCAUUUUUACAUACACAUCCUAUAUAUAUAUAUGAUAUACAUAUACAACUACUAACAACUUUAGGCUAAGUGGAUGGCUGCAGAGAGCAGCUCCCAUUUGGGCUGAUUCAUGUAUAUUAAAAUCUUUAAGGUAGUUGAAUUUAAUAACUUAUUUAGCAUUGCUAUGGAAAAAAUAUACAUACUUUUGAGGCUGCAGUUAUAAAACAUCGCAAUAAGUCUAACUUCUUAAUAUAAAGAACUGAAAAGAUGUAUAAGUUUAAGAAAUCACUUCAAUCAAAACUAAAACAAGCAUACAUACAUACAUACAUAGUUAUAAUAGCAAACAAAUGACGAGAUUAUUGUAGAAUAUUUUUUAUGGUAAAUUAUCAUAGAGGAUUUCACAAAUCGGUAAAAUUUAUUAUCAUAUGGAAUGUAGAUAAAAGUUACAACAAUUACCAAUUCAAUGUGUCUAAACAUAUUUUUAUAUCUAGCCUUUGAUUAUGCCAAACUGCAUUUGUAUUUAUUGAUUUCAUAUAUCAUAUCUUAAUACUACUGUGCAGGUGCGAUUUCUAAAUGAGAAGCUAUCUUUUUAAAUACCAAUAGCGUAAUUUUAAGCAUGUUUUCUCUGUUUGACUUAUUUGUUUGUGAUUUACGCAGGACUCAACUUUCAAAUAAAUUAAAAGUUUAAUUGUUUAAAAAUAAA
Molecule: messenger RNA, 3637 nt
Organism: Anastrepha obliqua
Lineage: Eukaryota; Metazoa; Arthropoda; Insecta; Diptera; Tephritidae
Gene: SCaMC
Product: calcium-binding mitochondrial carrier protein SCaMC-2
Exons: 9
Coding region: 533-2308 (591 amino acids)
Biological process (GO): transmembrane transport
Cellular component (GO): mitochondrial inner membrane
Molecular function (GO): calcium ion binding; ATP transmembrane transporter activity
Source: RefSeq, a predicted model, not a curated record